This is a messenger RNA of Medicago truncatula (barrel medic), 910 nucleotides long. RefSeq names its product NDR1/HIN1-like protein 10. Bases 97 to 780 code for a protein of 227 amino acids. Gene Ontology annotation, cellular component: plasma membrane. Gene Ontology annotation, biological process: defense response to other organism. The record is from RefSeq and is a predicted model, not a curated record. Lineage: Eukaryota; Viridiplantae; Streptophyta; Magnoliopsida; Fabales; Fabaceae. The transcript has a single exon.
UCAAUUAUCUCACAGUUUACCCUUUGUCUUGUUCCUUUAAUUUCUGUCAUAUAAUUAAAACCUCAAUUCUUGUGUUCAUUUGCUCAUAACGUAUACAUGGCCGAUAGCAAACAACCACAUUUAAAUGGUGCCUACUACGGCCCCGCCAUUCCACCACCAGCCCAACCUCGCCCUCAGCGCCACCACAGCAGAAGCUGUUGUUGCUGUCUCUUCAGUUUCUUCUGGAAACUAUUAGUCACACUCGUCUUUCUUGCAGCACUCGUUGUCCUUAUCUUCUAUCUCAUCGUUCAACCUCAUGCCUUCAAAUUUUAUGUCAACGAAGCCAAUCUAACAAAAUUCGACUACAUAAACAACACCCUGCACUACAACAUGGUGCUCAACUUCACCGCUCGCAACCCAAACAAAAAACUCAACUUCUAUUACGACAAAGUUGAGGCACGAGCAUUCUACGAAGGUUCAAGGUUGGCGAAUGUGGAUGUGAUCACAGCUAUGAAUUCAUUCCGCCAAUUUAAGAAGAGCAGUGAUCCUAUGAGCGGUGUUUUCUCAGGACAACGGUUAUUGAUGCUCGACAAUAAUCAAGUCUCUGAGUUUAACAAAGAUAAGAGUGUUGAAGUUUAUGAUAUCUAUGUGAAACUCUACUUCGAAAUUAGAUUCAGACUCGGGAAUGUGAUAUUUGGUCGUAUCAAUCCGAAAGUGAAAUGUGACCUCAAAGUUCCUUUGAAUUCUAAGAAUACCUUCACUCAGCUUGUGCCCACCAAGUGCGAUGUUGAUCUCUACUAACUUGCGCCUCUGAUGGAUCGUUUUCUUGGCACAGCAGUAUUGAUUGGGAUUUGUCUCUUCACACUAUUUUUUACGAUCAUGUUUGUCUAUGCAAUAAACAUUUUUUUUUUUUUAUUCGGUACAUUCCCUA